This is a messenger RNA of Lagenorhynchus albirostris (white-beaked dolphin), 2311 nucleotides long. RefSeq names its product elongation factor for RNA polymerase II 3 (gene ELL3). The record is from RefSeq and is a predicted model, not a curated record. Gene Ontology annotation, molecular function: cis-regulatory region sequence-specific DNA binding. The transcript is spliced from 12 exons. Gene Ontology annotation, cellular component: transcription elongation factor complex. NCBI's taxonomy places the organism in Eukaryota, Metazoa, Chordata, Mammalia, Artiodactyla, Delphinidae. Gene Ontology annotation, biological process: positive regulation of transcription elongation by RNA polymerase II; snRNA transcription by RNA polymerase II; transcription elongation by RNA polymerase II. Bases 626 to 1819 code for a protein of 397 amino acids.
UACUAUGUAAAAUCGUGUACAAACGCAACUUCAGAAGCCCCUUUCUAACCACAUUGUUCCCCCAUCCCAAACUCCUCCAGUAUAGAAAUUCGCAUCCACAUCUCAUAUGUCCUAAAACUUUGGUCCUGUUCAUAUCCCCAUAGAAGCUUCAAAUAUGUAGCUUGGAAGUAUUGGAGGACCCAAAAAUCACGGACUAUGGAGUUGGAUCAGGGACUGAGAGAUUGGAAAAUCCACAUACUAUGUCCAUUUCUCCCUCCGGCAUUUCCCCACUGUACUGUACUAUCUCCACCAUCUCCACCAACCACACCUGGUUUGUAAUUCGCAAUUGAAUAGGGCGGGAAGCUUAGAUUUCCCACUAAAAUCGCUCUCAUUCCCAGUUUCACUAAUCUGUGUACAAGACUCCCCACCAGUCCUGAGGAAUUCACGGGAUAAAGGAGAAAUGUUUAGGAAAUCUCACAGGAAAGGACUGGUUGUAAAUUUUAACAUCUGAUUCUCUCCAGCUAGUGCCCACAGCAGAACCAAGCUGAGGCUGGCACUUCAGACUGGCUUCUUUCUCAACAUAGAGCUGAGGGAAGACAAUAAACCUCAUUCAGUACCAUCCUCACAAUUUUUGCCAUACCCAGCCAUGGAGGGACCCCGGGAGCUUCUGAGUAGGAAGCUCCGGCUCUGCUUCACCCCCGCUGCCCGGACCAGCCUCCUGCUGCUCAGGCUCAACGACGCGGCGCUGCGGGCGCUGCACGAGUGUCAGCGGCAACAGGUUCGGCCAGUGAUUGCUUUCCAAGGCAACCGAGGGUAUUUGAGGGUCCCACGUCCUGGCUGGUCCUGCCUCUUUUCCUUCAUAGUGUCUCAGUGUGGCCAGGAGGGCCCUGGUGGUGGCUUGGAUCUUGUGUGCCAACAUUUAGGCAGAUCUGGGCCUAACCGCCUCCACUGCCUGGGUCCACUCAGGGAGCGCCUCACUAUUUGGGCAGCCAUGGAUUCUGUCCCAGCCCCAUCUUCAGUUCAGGGACACAACCUGACUGAAGAUGCCAGAGAUCACGAGAGCUGGCAGAACAUGGGAGACUAUUCUGCAGGAGACACAAUUUCACAGCCACAGAUGGCACUAGAAGAGGUGGCAGAUCCACUGGCAAGCAGCCAAGGACAGUCACUCCCAGGAUCCUUGAGGGAACACAUGGCACAGUGGGAAGUGAGGAACCAGACCCAUCUUCCAAACAGAGAGCCUGAUCAGGUACUGCCUUCCUCUGCUAGCCAGAAACACGUGGACAAGAAACGUCCAGCACCUGCAGCUACUGUAAAACUAAAAGAAAAGAGGCUCAGAUCUCUGUCUCUAGCUCCAAGUCCCCUACAAGGGCUGCCUAGUCAGGAGCUACAGGAGAGAGAAGAUUGGGAGCAAGAAGAUAAAGAUGAAAACAUUAGCCCCAGGCUGGUGCACAGUCCCUCAGUUCAAGCAGACUCUGAAUCCCCAAGCCCUGAAGAGGUACCGGAUUACCUCCUGCAAUACAGGGCCAUCCACAGUGCAGAACAGCACCAUGCUUACAAGCAGGACUUUGAGACAGAUUAUGCUGAAUACCGCACUCUACAUGCCCGUGUUGGGGCUGCAAACCAAAGGUUCAGAGAGCUGGGAGCAGAGAUGAAGAGCACUCAACGAGGAACUCCAGAAUACAAGAUGCUGGAAGAAAAGAUAGUCCAGGAAUAUAAAAAGUUCAGGAAGCAGUACCCAGGUUACAGGGAAGAAAAGCACCGUUGUGAGUACCUGCAUCAGAAAUUGUCCCACAUUAAAGGUCUCAUCCUGGAGUUUGAGGAAAAGAACAGGGGCAGCUGAAGAUGACAGAGGGCUCUUUACCCUCUGCCCAGUGUGCUAUGAAGGAACAAAGCAGCUAUUAACUAGUGUACAAUUGUCUGCUCUUCUUAUUGCUGAGUCCAUGGUGGGAAGUAGGAGAGCUGCUCUAGGUUCUUAAGGUUUUUCAUAUUGCCAUAUUUAAAUUUUUAGGGCAUGGGCACAGUGCCAAGACUCCACAGCUGUGCCCAGGAGACUAGGAAAAGUAGCAGAGACUUGGCUUCUCCACCUUUAGUUCAGCCAAGUUAUUUUUAAAUUCUGAGAAAUGAUACCAUUUCCAGGACAAGAUACCUUGAGAACAUCAGAAUUUACUUGGUAGCCUCCCUGAAGAAACAAUGAAAACUUUUGGUAACAGAACUAAAGGAACUUGUAAUACAACUGGAUAUAAUGGGAAAGGGCUUGGGUGUUACCCAUGUACUGAAAGUGAAUUAUUUUACAAACAUGGCUAAAAAAUUAAACUGAUUGCUUCUGUGUCAA